AGCUAGCUGAGCCGACACCGUGCGCCUAGCAGCAGCCGCCGCCGCGCGCGUCAGCUCAAACACGGAGCAGCGGCCAGGGCGAGUCGAACAUGUCCCGCGCAGGGCUCCUUCUGCUGAUGUGCGCCGUCGUGUGCUGGGCUCACGAGGUCACCACCACCGACCACUCCUUCCGCAACCCAAAUGCGGCUGUCGAAGCUGACAAGAACCACUGGUACAACGAGGGUGCCAAGGGCAUCGGCGAGCGGCUAGAACGCCAGGCCAACAAGCGCCGUGCUCGCAACGUGGUGCUAUUUCUGGGCGACGGCAUGGGUAUUUCCACGGUGACCGCGGCGCGCAUCUACAAGGGCCAGCGGCUACACAAGCAGAGCGGCGAGGAGCAGCAGCUUUCGUGGGACAAGUUCCCGCACGUGUCCCUUUCCAAGACGUAUGGGCUGGACGUGCAGACAUCGGACUCGGCGAACACAGCCACCGCCUACCUCUGCGGCGUCAAGGCGAACGUCGAAACACUCGGAGUGGACUCUCGCAUCAAGAGCGGCGUCUGCCACAGCGACAAAAGCACACACCUGCCGAGCAUUAUGCAGUGGGCGCAAGAGGCCGGCAUGUGGACGGGCAUUGUGACCACGUCUAAGGUCACGCACGCUACACCAGCUGGAAGCUACGCGCACUCGGGCCACCGCGACUGGGAGGCAUCGGUACCCGAAGGGUGCCAGGCCGAGGACAUCGCCUACCAGCUCGUCCAUCGUAAUCCCGGCACUGGGUUCAAGGUGAUCCUCGGCGGAGGAAGGAAGAUGUUCCGCGCUGCAAAGGACGAGGAAGGCAAGGAUGGCGCGCGUAAGGACGGCAAGGACCUGAUCAAGGAUUGGCAGGACGACAGAUCAAAGAAAGGCAAUGCCAGCUACGUGUGGAAUCGCCAGCAGCUGCUCUCGGUCAUGCCUGAAAAGACCGACUUCCUUCUUGGGAUCUUCGAUAGCGACCACGUGCCUUACGUGAUCGAACGCAACAGCCCAAACAGCACGAAGCCCACCCUGCCAGAGAUGACGAGCGUCGCUGUGAAGAUCCUCAGCAAGGCACCCAAGGGAUUCGUGCUGCUCGUAGAAGGAGCACGCAUCGACAUGGCGCACCACAAAAGCCAGGGUGGUUCAGCCCUUGAAGAAGCCCUGGAGUUCGACCAGGCCGUUCAGGAGACGCGCGACAAGCUCAACGCGGACGAAUCUCUGCUGGUUGUGACAGCCGACCACUCGCACACGUUCACAAUGGGCGGCUACCCGAAAAGGGGCACCAACAUUCUUGGUAUUGCCGGAUAUUCAGACGUCGACCAAUUGCCAUUCACUGUUCUCACCUACGGAAACGGCCCUGGCUUUAAAGCUCCCAGUGAGAACUUCACAAACGAGCAAGUUGCGAAACCCGACUACGUGCAGCGGUCGGCCUUCCCGCUCACGGAGGAGACCCACGGCGGAGAAGACGUGGCCGUGUACGCCACGGGGCCCUGGGCGCACCUCUACACUGGCGUCCACGACCAGUCGUACAUUCCGCACGUGAUGGCCUACGCUGCCUGCGUCGGGGACUUUACGGGAGACAAGUGUGCUACACCCGACGACACGGCGGGCGCCGCCUCGAUCCCAGCAGCUCAGCUGGCCGCCGUAAUAGCCUCGGCUCUCACAGCUCUCUUGCUGCGGUGACCCGACUAAGGACUGUCGCCGAGAUCCUGGCGACGUUUCUUUUUGCCCUGUUCACCGGCAUGUCUUUCCGCCUUCGGCGGCCACUCCGUCUAAAUAUGGGCCGCCAGAAGGGAACGAAAAAGGGACAGUUACGCUGCGCACCUUUUAAGCGGUAUUACGGGACCGAGUAAUUGGAAUCACGAUUGAUUACUACAGAAUUUUUAUAGCACAUUACUGAACUAGUAGAGUCACGGUGAAAGUGAGAACCGCGAAGGCCGUGAGACGUGUAUGGCGUUCCGAAAGGUCGUUUGCCAACUAUUACGGCGAGUGUCAAAGGCAAGAAAAAAUUCUGGUGGCCUGUAAUGUGCCACAUAUUACAGCUUUGAAGACUUCAUCAUGCAUUGAUCGUUUUAAAUAUGACUGAUAAGGACAGGGCGCGAGUUGUUCCGUCAAUGUUUUUGGUGCCUAGCUUUAAAAAAAAAUUAAAGUUAACGCCUAGGAACUUCCGGAGGAUUUUCUCUCGUUAGAGCGCUUUCGUUAUUCCGGACGUCUUCCAACCAUAUUGAUCAGCAACACGACUGGCUAGCGCUAGCUUUCAGGAGCGUUUCGUAUGAGUAGCGUGUUCAAGUUUCUUGCAUUUGGAAAACGUAUGCACACAUGCUACUUGUUACACGGAGACUCUAGUUGUCUCGGGUAGGAUGCAACGCAAAAAUGGUUAAAAACGACACCCGUAACGCGAAGCAGUUCCGUUCGGCACGCGUAGCAAGUACGCACAAUGGCCGAUAGCUCAGACCGUACAUGUGUACGGUCUGAGCUAUCGACCUCAGUGACUUUUGGUGAAGUAGGCUUCAGAAUGUGCAUUUUCCCACUGUUGCUUCCACGAGCAAUGCAGCAUGAAUUUUAUGUGAAAAAGAACAAUUGUGCGAAUUGUGCAUCUGGACAACUUCUAGAGAAUGGUGCGUUAUCUGGAUGUAAAAAAGGUGUGCAGUAUUGACUCACGUGAUCUAGUCGUGCUUUCGCAGUGCUCACGAAGACGUUCGUAUUCCUACAAUCCCACCAACAGAAGUGACGCAGAUUGUCACGGCUUCUUUGACAGCGUAGUGUGUGGUGCUGUUCGCGAAAAUACUUAGAACGCGUGCCCGAGUUUUGUUUGCGGUAUGGGGCUUGUUAUCAACGUGAACGAUGUGCGACGCGUUGUUGUUGGCCUCUAGUUUCUCUUUGCCGCAGACGAAGAUUGUGCCGGCUGUGAGAAAUUAAUCUCAACGUGUAUAUUUUCUUCCAAUAUUUGUCAGUGCUGUUCAGUGUACCUUGUGCGAGUGAAGCUGUGGAGAGCUGCGUGACUGAUAAAGCUGGACUGUGUGGUUUUGGGCAGUGUAAGUUGUUUGUCGUAUUCAGAGGGUGAUGAAGCUUGAUACUUUGCUUGCCCACGCGUGUUCGGGUGCCGUUGAAUGCAUAGAAGCUCACGCUGAAACUGCGUGCACCUUUCUAAUGCGCCUCUUUUCUCAUAGUGCGGCGGUGUUAUAACUAGAUCUACGAUUAACAUUUUAUUGCAGGCAUAUGUUCUUUUCUUCACCGUGGUCCUUCAUGCAGACGGCAUGCAACAUAAAUUCCCUGUACUUAUACAACAUGAAAUGUUUAGGGAUGUCAUGGAGUCCACCAUUUUUAUUUCAUUAUUCUUAAUUCAAUCAUAUCCAUGCUCUAAAAAUUAUUACUUUUGCCAGCUAACCAAGACUAUUAUUAAGGAAAAUGUAGUUUAAAGGUGGAGCCCGAUAUACGGGCGUUUUGGUCAGUAUUUUGUUCAUCGUAAUAGUUUCAAUUUCGCCAAGAAUUGGACGUUUUGUUGUAUAUUGGUACAGUAACUGAGAGUACAUUCGUUCACUAGCGAAAUGUGUCAUACACUUAGAAAAAUAUUUAUUCAUUAGCUAUCAAGAGAAAUUAAUUAUACUUAAGAAGCAUUUUCUAUCGAAUAUGCUCUUUGUACUUCCUUUGGUGUGAGUAUAAAGAUUUAUAUAGAUGACACACUAGCAAAUAUUAUGUUGUGUGACUGUUUAAAUUUGCAUAUUUCUUGGUUACUAAGCUCUACGUUCUCGCAGCUAUGGCCAGUGAGAAGUACUUUGUAUGGCGGCCCUCACAUUGAUUGCAUGAACAGCGCGGAAGGGACACAAGGACAAGGGACUGGCGCUGUCGGCGUCCGUCCUUCUCAGUCUCUUGUUUGUGUCCCUUUCGCGACGUUUAUGAAAUCAUGGAAUACCAACUAGCCUGGUCAGACACCCUGCUUCACACUGAGGCACUAUAUAGUUUAAGGAAGUCUCUUUAAGAUCCGCAUAUUCAAAAGUAUUACAUUGCUGGAGUGCACCAACUUGCAUGUAUUUGCAGCUAAAUAUCGUAUACGAGUAAGAAUGAAGCACACCAUCAUGCUUAAGCGGUCGUUCGUGUACUUCGCGUCAUUGCCAACACGCAAUGCACGCCUAAGCUGGGAAACUCUGCCAUAAAAUUUUCCAUCAGCCCAACACGUAAGCCCAUAGAGUGUGUUGAUAUGAACACUAGUCUCGUGUAUGGGGCUUUCUUACAGACGCGUGAAUAUUGAAAUGAGCACUAGUUAAUGUGAAACUGCACAUCUGAUUUCUCAACGCUGAUUAAACAUCAACUGUUUUAUUAUUAGUAAUGCAGAAUACCGAUUUGCUAGUCAUCACAAGAUUGUAGAAGAACGGCUAGGAGGGUGUUUCUGGACGAAUUGUUUUUUCAGACGGUCACGGAUUGUAAAACGCUGUGGUGUUUAGUAUACCGAAACUCUAUAGCCCCUGGAAGAGCCACUAAGGCUGGGUUCAAAAUAUGUAGAACAAAUUUCGCGCUUUUGACGUUUUGUUCAACUAAGUUGUGGCGUCAGGUCGUCUGGCGCGUCUAGACCACAUCACAGCUCAAAUAUUGUAACUACAUGUAAAUAGGCAUGACGGGCAUUGUCAGAUGUGUGCUCUUUCCUGCAUCUGCCCAGCAACGCUUCUGCAACUGCCAGACCCGUUGUGCUUACUCAGCAAUGCGGUGCAUACGUGCAGGCUGCGUUGAGUAAGGGCGGAUUCACAGCAGCAUGCCUCCGAACACGCAUCAAAGUGCGCUAAUGAUUGAACAAAAUAUUUUUCUUUAGUUUCAUGUUUAUCUAUUCUAGCUUAGAGAGUUUUGUCUUUUUUAAGUUCAGCCGUUACUGGUAAGUUAUAAGCAAUAAAUAUUACUUUGCCGAUUUCCCACCACGCUUCUUUCCAUGCGCUAUGAUUGCCGACUACAGCUUUGCAAAUGACAGAUACAAAGAAAGCGAUGCAAAAGAAACAUUGUGAUAAAUUUUGUGUGCAAACAACAUUGUUGCGUCUGGAAUAAAAGAGUUUUUAUACGA
Molecule: messenger RNA, 5043 nt
Organism: Rhipicephalus sanguineus (brown dog tick)
Lineage: Eukaryota; Metazoa; Arthropoda; Arachnida; Ixodida; Ixodidae
Product: alkaline phosphatase
Exons: 8
Coding region: 90-1679 (529 amino acids)
Biological process (GO): dephosphorylation
Molecular function (GO): alkaline phosphatase activity
Source: RefSeq, a predicted model, not a curated record